UUUUGAAACGAGCUCUUUCAAAAUGAAUAAGUUUCGCAUAUUAUUAUCUAUGCUAAUAAGCUUUUCCAAACAGAAGUGAAAUAAUUGAAUAUAUAAGUCUAUAAAAAGUGAAAAACCCUGCGAAGAAGGGAGUGUCUACUAUGAACAAUUUGGAUAGCUGUGGCCAAGCGUUUUCCAAAUUGGAAAAAGAAACAUCUAAUUUAGCUUUGCUAAGGGAUCGAGUAGAAAAAUAUCAUGAUUUGUCAACUCAAAUGUCCAGUAUCUUAACCGUGUUCGAGCAGCGCCUUGGAAAGUUAGAACAGACCAUUCUACCGGUAUACAAGGAGACAGAGCAACUUCAAAAGCGGCAACAGAAUUUGGAUACAACAUUAGGGUGCUUAGAAACUGUUCUCGCACAUUAUGAUGUUUCCCAGGAGGUGUGCAAUCUUGUACAUCAAGGACCAAUAGAGGGAAAUGUUAACGUUUUCCUUGAAGCUCUGGGGAAAUUACGUGCUGCAAUGGACUACUUCCUGCACCAUAACUCCCAGAGUGUUGAAUUGGAAAAUGUUACCAGUCUUUUUAAUACUGGUUGUGAAGGCUUAAAUCAACAUUUCCGAUUGUUACUGAAAAAACAUAGUUCACCUCUAAAACCUGUUGAUUUAUUAGAUCUUAUUUACAUCGAAGAUGAUUCAAGCGAUGAGUAUACGUCGUUCCGGCAACUAUCGCAAGGUACUCGAGAAGAAUUAGGAACUAUUGCCCAUUGGUUGGAGCAAAAUUUGAGGAGGGAGUACACAAUUAUUUAUGCUACAGAAAGAGGUGAAGUCGUGCUGCGUUCUCUCCAAAAUUUGAAAGAUCACCAAAAAAGUAGCAGUUGGGGAAAUGAAGCUUUGUUAUUAUUACCUUUACAGAAACCACGUCAUAGUGGACGAUCAGAUGUGAAAAAGAAUACCUCAGCUCGGUUACAACAAAUUUUUGAGCGGAAAGCAAACAAAUUGUACUUGCGUGCCACCCAGACACUUGAACAAUCAACAGGAAUAUCUAUAAAAAAGGCAUCAACCCAUUCGGAACACUUGUCUGCCGAGGAGUUUGUGGAUGGAGAUCAAGAGCUGGAUAAGUACCUCGUCAUGCUUUUGGGGCUACAGCGACUUCUUAAUUGGGAGCGCGCAUUAAUGACAGAAAUCGUGCCUACCUCCAAACACGGAGAAGUUUUCUCAAAAUUGGCUUACAAUUCUAUUGAACUCGUGGUAAAAGAUGCUGAAGCUAUUACAAACCGUAUUAUGCGUUGUAUAUCACGAAAAGAAUGGACAUCUGCAUUAGGAAUAUUUUCGGCACUUAAACGAGUCAUUUUGCUUCAACCAGACAUUGAACGUACCUAUGACUCACAACAAAGAGAACAACUUACGAAGGUGCUAAAUAAACUUCAGGCAACGGGCGCGAAAGCACUGGAACAUUUCCUCGAAGUAGUGAAAGGUGAAUCUGGUACAAAUAUUGUUGGCAUGAGCUCAAGUACACUCGGUUAUGGCUAUGUUAAUGUCCCUAAGGACGCAACGGUGCACGAGCUGACCUCCAAUACAAUUUGGUUUAUAGAACAUCUAUAUGAUCAUUACGAUGUCAUCGGCUCUAUUUUGCACCAAGAUGUUCUUUACAGUACACAACUGGAUACAAUACUCAUGAAAAAAGCUCUCCCCGGUGAAGAGCGCAAUAAAGCAUUGCUAGCAAUUUAUAUCAAAAAAGCUUUAGCGGAACUUAAUCUUUCCAUAAUGAAUAAAUGCGAACAGUACAACGAUCAGGCUACCAAACAUCUCUUUCGCUUAAACAAUAUUCAUUAUAUACUAAAAUCUUUACAACAAUCAAAUCUAAUCGACUUGGUUACUCUCGCUGAGCCAGAAUGUGAACAAUGUUAUUUAGACAUGAUUCGCGAAUUAAAAUUUUCUUAUCAAAAGACGUGGUCCAAAAUGCUAGUAAGCAUAGGAGUAGAUGAAUUGCCACGACCGUCUCAUGGUAAAGUCAAAGACAAAGAUCGUAGCAUAUUAAAAGAACGAUUUUCGACUUUCAACAAGGAUUUCGAAGAGGCAUGCAAAAUGCAACGUGGUAUUUCCAUUCCAGAUGUGAUUUUGCGGGAAGGUAUAAAACGCGACAACGUGGAGCACAUACUUCCAAAAUAUAAUAGAUUUUAUGAAAUGUACGCAUCGGUGCAGUUCAGUAAAAAUCCCGAUAAAUAUGUAAAAUAUCGGCCGCAUGAAAUUAAUCAAAUGCUAAGCAAACUCUUUGAUGAUUCCGCUUAAGUUUCAGCCACUCAUUCCUUUAUACCCAUACGUCCAUAUAUAGUAACAUAAUUGUUUAUUUUUUUGUUAUCAAAAUAUGCAUAUAAAAAGUCUAACAAAAUACAAA
Messenger RNA from Anastrepha ludens (Mexican fruit fly), 2370 nucleotides. RefSeq names its product exocyst complex component 7 (gene Exo70). The record is from RefSeq and is a predicted model, not a curated record. Bases 141 to 2264 code for a protein of 707 amino acids. Gene Ontology annotation, biological process: exocytosis. NCBI's taxonomy places the organism in Eukaryota, Metazoa, Arthropoda, Insecta, Diptera, Tephritidae. Gene Ontology annotation, molecular function: phosphatidylinositol-4,5-bisphosphate binding. The transcript has 8 exons. Gene Ontology annotation, cellular component: exocyst.